AUGGAGCUGUGGCACAAGCGACAGCAACCCUGCACCAUGAUUAGGUCUGAUGGGGACACAGGAAAGAGUUCGGUGUGUCCUCUAAGGAUCGUGCUGCUGGGGAAAACUGGUUCUGGAAAGAGUGCCACAGCAAACACCAUCCUGGGGAGGAAAGUGUUUAAAUCGGAGCCCUCAUGGAUUUCUCUGACUAAAACCUGCGGUAAUCAACAUACUGUAGUAGAUGGUAGACACAUUUCAGUGAUUGAUACACCAGGAUUGUGUGAUACAGAAAUGCCUAUGGACGAGCUGAAGGGUGAGAUAGAGAAGUGUGUUGAGAUGUCUCUCCCUGGGCCUCAUGCCUUCCUGCUGGUGAUGAGAUUAGAUAUGAGGCACACAAAGGAGGAGAGGGAUGCUGUGAGGUGGAUCCAGAAUAACUUUGGUGAGGGGGCACUGAAGUACACUAUACUGCUCUUCACUCGUGGGGAUGAGUUGCUGAAGAGGGUAUCAGUGGAGGCUUAUCUGCAGUAUGCAGGUCCUGAUCUCACAUCUCUUAUUAAACAUUGUGGGGGUGGAUAUCACGUCUUCAACAAUAAGAGUAAAGACAGCACUCAGGUCAGAGAGCUAAAGAAGAAAAUUGAGGCCAUGGUGAAGGAGAAUGGGGGAGAAAACUACACCAGUGAGAUGUACAAUGAGGCACAGAGAAAAAUAAGAGAGAGACAAUUUAGGAAAAAUGUUGAUUGGGUGGCUUUAGUCAUUGUUCCCUCAGUUCCCAGCAGUGCUACGAGCCACGAGGGUUGUGACUGUGUUCUCGAGAAUUAA
Messenger RNA from Clupea harengus (Atlantic herring), 798 nucleotides. Its product is annotated as GTPase IMAP family member 9-like. The coding region runs from base 1 to 798 and encodes 265 amino acids. The transcript has 3 exons. The record is from RefSeq and is a predicted model, not a curated record. Lineage: Eukaryota; Metazoa; Chordata; Actinopteri; Clupeiformes; Clupeidae.